AAUGAGGAAAGUUUAUAGCACUCCAUCCCAUGCAUAUCAUACUGGCCAAAUACCUUGACCAUGGUAAUAUUUGGCCCAAGCCAACAGACUUAAGAUGUUCCUGCAUAUCUCGGUCAGUCCGAAUGUUAAGACGGAUUCAAGUAUAAUUGGUGUAAAGAUGAUACUUAUGGCAUAAGAGCAAGUUUGGGUUAGGUGCACACUUUACCCCUCACAAUCUAUGUGAAAACCUAUGAAAACGUGCAAGGAGUUCCGACUGGUUCCGAAAGUUUUCCGAAAAAGAAAAUGGCGUCCACCGGUCGAGGCAGAGGUAGGGGACGAGGCCUUUUACAACAGGCGCCGGUCGUUCCUGGACAACAGAAGGAAUCGGCGAAUGAGAAUAGCCUUGAUGACCUGGACAUAAUGAUAAACAACCUUACGCUGAACAUCGAGGAGGAGGAUUUGAUGGAAAUUCAUCAGAAAACAGAAAAAACUGUGAAGAGUUCCGAUGACCUCAGACACAUCGCCGAGAUGAUCUAUCAGAAGUGCCUGAAGGACAUGGAAUUUGCUAAAUGUGGGGCCUGUAUCUGUGACAGGAUGCAGGAUGUCGAAGUUCAGGGUUCAAAGUUUAGGACAAAUUUGUUGGCUCUAGUACAAAAGGAUUUCAAAGAUAAAGAAGAAACGAGGAAGAACAACUUGAAGAGAUAUUUGGGAUUUUUCACCUUUUUAUGUCAGAUCUUCAGUAACAUGCGUCUAAAACAAGGCCAGUGUUUAGAACCGUUGGUUGUCCCGAUCUUUGAUUGUCUCGAAAUGACUGUGGAUGAUAAGGAAUGUCAGGACGAUGAACUGGAGGCGUUUUCUCUACAAUUACAAGUGAUUGGCAAGGAGCUUGAUUCUGGUAACCAAAGCCGAAUGAACACACUUAUGGAGAAGAUCCGGCUGAGGGUUAUACAUGAUGGGUUAUCAGCUAGAGGGCGAUGUACAUUACUGGAACUUGUUGAAUGUUACGCUCGGAACUGGAAGACGAUGCCAAAUGAUAUUACACGUUUUUAUUGUGACGCAAUGGCAGAUGUCUUAGCAGGAAUGGUCAUAUGACGCAGAAAAAUCGGCAUUGUCGCUAUCGGUUACGAUACCUACAGAAGUUUCCUACAUGACAAGUCGGGUCAAUCUAGAUAAUGAACAAGUGCUAGGACAGCCAUUGCCUACCUGAUGUCUCCGUCAGAGAAUUAGAAUUAGACCAACCUCACACACCUUCAAGAUCUACUUGGAUUGAACCAUAAUGUACGGCAGCAUCCACGACAGUCUAUUCCAUUCUCUGUCUGUGGGGAGGUCAGGAGACGGCAACAAAUGAAAAGAACAUUUAUUUGUUUAGGGGGAAAUGUGUGUCAAGGUGUGAUUUAGAAGAAACUGGUAUUGAAAGUUUAAAGAUAGAUUUUUGUAACCCAUUCACCCCUAAAGUCACAUUUGAACCUUACCAAAUCAUAGACUGGGCAAGUCCAGUUUAAAUAUAUAGGGGUGAAUGAGUUUAAGGGUACAGGUAACAUUCCUUGAUACUCCAGUCAAGUCUGUGAUCUUUGUCACCUUGUUUUACUGACAAGCCAUUACUAAAAAAGGUACUAUAAUAGAAAAUGUUAUUAUUUUUAUAACAAUGGCUACAACUUUGAUGUGUAUCUCAAACUGCUGUUAUUUUGAUUCUAUUUCACAUACAGUUAUAUACUGAAUUUCAAACAUUUUAACACACCUCGCGGUCAACUCAGUCAUACUUGCCAACUCUCCCUAUUUAGGAGGGAGACUCCCAAUUUUGGACCCCUAUAUUUAGCAUUUUCAACCAGUAAAUUUGCUAAACAUUUCAUCUGAAAUAACAACUCAAAAUAUGUAAUUUCAAAGGGUUCUUUUUUCUCUUGAGGGUACAUAAUUAUACACACACCUUAUUUUUGUUUUAAUUUUGAGAAUGAAGAAUCUCCCCCUUAGAAUUUUCAAAAAGUUGGCAAGUAGGUGAAAAAUAUUUUUGAUUGUGAUCGAUGUACUGUAAAACAGCAAAUAUCCCAUUUUAUUUUCAAGGGUAAAAAAUAUAUUGAUAAAGUCAAUCUACUAUUUGAAGAUGUAUUCAAUACAAGACUAACAACAGCAGGGAUCAAACUAAAUACCUGCAUAACUUUACAGUGGAAAUUACUUACCAGACAAGCUUCAUCUUCUGUAUAUAAGGGAGGUUACUCCUAGUCAAUAAACCUCGGAGUGGAACUCGUCAUUGUGCAAUGGUACAAUAAAUAAGUAAAUUUACCAAAAAAUCUGAGGAACCCUUCUUUAACCCUUUCACCACUGUAAACCAUAAAGGACUCAUCCAGAUCAAUGCAUGGUAGAGUCUACUAAAGUUACAUUUUUUUGCACUUGACGGUUAAUUUUAAAUAUAUUGUGUCAUUGUGACAAAAUUUGUAUUUGAAAACAUGAACUUUCAACUUUUAAAUGAUGUUUCAUGGAUAUUCUGUAACGAUGUUUUUUAUGUUUAUUUUAGACAAUCAGUACAUCUCAUGUUAGUUUGUACGAUCCUGGUUGGAUAACUUUACAAAUUCAACUUCGGGAGGUUUAGCUUGACUCCAGUGGCCUGUUUAUUUAUGCAUACAUGAUUUCGUCAAAUUUUAAAUGUAAAAUUUUAGGGAUAAAUUUGGGCCCAUGUCUUUGUCAAGGCUCGCCCGAAAGCAUCCUCUGGGCCCAUGUCUUUGUCAAGGCUCGCCAGAAAACAUCCUCUGGGCCCAUGCUAAUAGAACGAUUCCCGGCUCCAGCAUGGAGGUUUUACUCAAAUAAACUUUCUUGUGACUCGUCUAAAUCAUGCGACACAGUACUAAAGUCCUGAGGAAAUAUUGAAAACAGUAUAUGGUUUUGAGUCUCCCCACAAUUCUUCCAUAUAUUUGACAAAAAUUGAAUUUUUAUUUAUUUAUUACUGAAACAAGAAAUUGGGCUUGAACUGAGUUGGAGCAUGAGCAUGGUUUCAUGAAUACUGGCCCAGAUCACUGGGUCCAUCCCUAUUUUAUAAACAAACAACAUCAAAACCAAAACAGUGCAGGAUAGCUCACCACAAGACACUAUUCCUUUGUGAUGUCAUGUCCUGCAGGAUUGUACCCUGCCUGACAUUCAAAUUAACAUGAACUUUAUCCCUGAUGAUGCUCUCCCUCAUAACUGAUCUGUUAUAGUGUUGUCUGAGAAAGGACCGUGCUAACAUUAUUAAUCAACAUUAAUUUGAAUAUCUUCAAUAAGAUCAUCAGUUUGGAAAUAUAUAAUUUCAAAGUUUUACUUUAUACACAAACAAUGUACAUAUUAAACGUGUUGCAAUGUUUCAAGACCGACUGGUCCCUUUGUCAAGCUUUACAAAAUGACCGGUCCAUCUUGCUCGUGUAUAAAGUAAAACUUUCAUAUAACAUGAAUUUGAUCUUGAGAAGUAGCUGAUAUUGGAUUACCUCCCUUGGUCAAUAACAAACUGUUUCACUAGGACUGUGUGUUGGAUAAGUGUUGGAUGCAGAACAAUUUGCCAGUAUUCUCUGUGUGAUUGAGGGUGAAGGUCAGAGUUAAGGGGUGAGGUAUUUUAUCGCCCCCAUUUUUGACUUUUUUAAUUUUGAAAAUGUUGGGUUUCUCUUCAUCAUGCUUGUUGUUAAAAUUUGAUUAAUUCCCUAUAUCAGUGUAAGCUACCUGUAUGACAUUUUACACUGUUGAACACAUUUCAACGUGUGGUUUUCCCCAUGAAAAAAAAGUAAAUAUCAGCAAAGUGAGCCUCGGGUGUGGAAUGAAAAAAAAUAUAAAUAAAUAAAAAAUUCAUAGUCACAGCAAUAGAUAUUUCCAGAUAAAAUCUGAACACGUAGAAAAAUGUCCGAACAGAAGAGAUCGCACAGUUUACCGGGGGGUAGUUUACAUACCUCUGGUACAGGCUUGUCCCCCUGACUGUUAGCCUCCCCUAUCGAUACGACGUCAUCGUAUUUUGUUUUCUUUCCGCGUGUAUGGGCUUCCUUAUACGGUCACAUAAAUUCUCCUGACAGUCGUUACAAUACCAUCUUACCUCGUCCCUACUGUUGCACAAGGCACAUGUAUAGGUAACGGGUUCCUGGGCACGCCGCACAGAUCUGUUACUUGCCAUGGUGUUGGUGCAUUAGUGAGUUAGAUGGAAUAGUUUGCCCACAAUCUGUAAACUGCCACGAUUUGUUACUGUGUCGGUACGACUUUAGCUGUACACUUCCUUGUUACGGGUAUAUCAUGUGACUUGACUGACAGACAGUAUAAUGUCCCAGAUUCCUGGCGUUAUACCAAAACGACAGAUCUUGAUAUCGUAUGUAACUAACAGUGCAUGAUGUGAUUUGUACUUGAGUUGUGUCCCUUUAACCGAAACAUUAUUAAAAGUGUUAUCAUGAUACUGUGAUAUUUAAGACUAAAUUGCUAGUUUUAUAUUUUCUUUGUCACGAUAAUACGUACCUCUUAUUAUUCCGGUCAAGGGGUUCUGUGAAAUUAUCUUUGUGGAUAUGUUUGGAUAAUAUAGGUACCCCAAGUUAGCCCGGUCACAGGGGCCAGAGAACCUAUCACACUAAGUAUAUAUAGAAUGAUGUAUAGGGCAUAUCAUAAAACAUUUUAGGGGGUUUUAUCAACGAAGUGCAAAAUGUCAUUCCCCUGAUAGUGGAAAAUUUAGGAAGGAUGGAAGGGAAGUCUCUGAAUGUCUAUAACUAAACUUGACCUAAUUCUCCUUGUCUCCUUACAAGUCUUUCCUUAGUUCAUACUUUUCCGUAGUUUUAUCGAUUUUGAGAUCGAAUUAGGGAAUUAUCAAAAUGUACAGAAUACUUGUUGGGGAACCUCUAUUUAAGAAGAUAGUUCAAACUUGUGUAAGAUGUCUCCACAUUAAAGAUGACCCUUUUAAAAGUAGCAUCAUAUUGUUCUCUUAUAGCGUCAAGGAAAGCAGCAUGAUAGAUUUAUAGAACUUGAGAAAGAGCCGAUGUUGAAUUACCUGUGUUAGAUCCAGGUACAGGCACACACAGAAUUCUCAAUUGGAUUAAGAGUUAGGGAUUUAGGGAUUUAUAGUGGAGAAGUUAUGAAAAAAUGUGUAAAUUUAU
Messenger RNA from Mizuhopecten yessoensis (Yesso scallop), 5060 nucleotides. Its product is annotated as CBP80/20-dependent translation initiation factor-like. NCBI's taxonomy places the organism in Eukaryota, Metazoa, Mollusca, Bivalvia, Pectinida, Pectinidae. The record is from RefSeq and is a predicted model, not a curated record. Gene Ontology annotation, cellular component: cytosol. Gene Ontology annotation, molecular function: translation activator activity; RNA binding; protein binding. The transcript is spliced from 5 exons. Gene Ontology annotation, biological process: regulation of translational initiation. Bases 283 to 1071 code for a protein of 262 amino acids.